CGUCCAACUCCUGUUGCCCCCACCCACCACGAUCAAAUGUCAUUCCAGUUCCUUCAAAGGCUUAUCGGACCCGCCCUCGUAACAGUAGGUGUUGCGACGCUACUCCCGGUAGCAGGGUUAGGCUUGUUGACCGUUCUGGGAUUCGGAGCAGGUGGCAUCGUUGCUGGGUCUUUGGCUGCCUCAAUCCAAUCGGCAGUCUACGGCGCGUUCACGUGUGGCGUAUUCGCCACCUGUACGUCUAUUGCCGCAACCGCCGCCGCUCCUGCUGCUGGGGGCAUUGUAGCCUCAGUUCUCUCUAUGGUUGCGGGUCUGGGUCUGUGGCUCUGGUAAGAUGGGGAGAAGGAAGAUAGGCAGAAGUUGUACAGUUAUAUCAUUGCGGCGUUUCUUGUGAUUGGCUCUUAGCUUCAACUCCAGCCGCCUACAUCUUUUUUCUUGAUUUUCCAUUAUGCAAUUUUUAGUUUCAUUAUGCUACCCAAUUUCUACCUAUAUGUAAAUGUAUGCCCACC
Molecule: messenger RNA, 506 nt
Organism: Laccaria bicolor S238N-H82
Lineage: Eukaryota; Fungi; Basidiomycota; Agaricomycetes; Agaricales; Hydnangiaceae
Exons: 3
Coding region: 37-330 (97 amino acids)
Source: RefSeq, a predicted model, not a curated record